Emiliania huxleyi CCMP1516 is the source of this 1050-nucleotide messenger RNA. RefSeq lists its product as hypothetical. The record is from RefSeq and is a predicted model, not a curated record. The transcript has 3 exons. Lineage: Eukaryota; Haptophyta; Isochrysidales; Noelaerhabdaceae. The coding region runs from base 1 to 1050 and encodes 349 amino acids.
AUGGUGGCCACAGAGUCCUACCCGCAGCAGAGCUUCGAAAGCUGGCAGGCCGUUUGGGAGAACGAAUGGCUCAUCGGAGACUUCGUUUGGACAGCGAUGGACCAUCUCGGCGAGAGCGCGCUUGGUUGGACUGCCGCUACUCUUCCGGGGAAGGGGAUGCUGGAGACGUGCUUGGGGACGAGCCCAUGGCCGUGGCACAUCUCGUACGCAGGUGACCUCGACAUAUGCGGCUUCAAAAAGCCGCAGUCUUUCUAUCGCAACGUGCUUUGGGACGUGUCGCCGCUCGAGAUGGUGGUGAGCGGCCCGGCGCCGGCGGGCACGUCGGAGCAGAUCAGCGCUUGGGGCUGGCCGGACGAGGAGGUGAGUUGGACGUGGCCCUCCAUCUCGGAGGGCGCACAGGUGACCGUCAAGGUGUACUCCAAGGCCCAUGAUGAGGUGGAGCUCUUUGUCAACGGCGCUCGAGUUGGCAGGGCAAUGCGAGGUGGUGGCGGGUCGAUCGCAUUCGUAAACGGCUCGUGGUUCCGUGGUAUCGAACGGCUGACGGCGACCUUCGUUGUGCCAUACUCGCCGGGCAACCUCACCGCAGUAGGACACGUGCGAGCCACAGGCCGCACCGACGUUCGGACGCUGCUGACAACCGGCAUGCCUGCCGCGUUGCGGCUGGCUGCCGACCGCACCACCAUUUGCGCCAGUCGCAACGACCUCGCGUACGUUACCGUCUACGUGGUCGAUAGCGCAGGCCGUCACGUGAACUUCGAUUUCGAGGGCGACGGCGAGCUGUACCGCGUCGGCAACGGCGACCCGCGCGACCUCGGCUCCUUUCAGCAACCUCGCCGUACAACCCACCGCGGCCGGGUGCUCGCGGUGUUGCGUCCAAAGGCGAACGCAGCUGGAGGCACGCUCACCCUCAGAGCGGCAGCCACUGGACUGGCAGCCGCUAGUGUGACACUUCAAACCAAGGCAUGCCCUUUGCAUAUCAAAACGCGGGACGGCAGCCCAAUCGUUGACGAGCAGCUCUGCCUUCUCUUCGGGCUCAAGUGCACGGACUAG